Messenger RNA from Sinocyclocheilus grahami, 1031 nucleotides. RefSeq names its product protein CutA homolog. Gene Ontology annotation, biological process: response to metal ion. NCBI's taxonomy places the organism in Eukaryota, Metazoa, Chordata, Actinopteri, Cypriniformes, Cyprinidae. The record is from RefSeq and is a predicted model, not a curated record. The coding region runs from base 183 to 686 and encodes 167 amino acids. Gene Ontology annotation, molecular function: copper ion binding. The transcript has 6 exons.
UCCGGAUAUGAGCGAGCGUCACUCAAUCAGCAUCAGGCGCAACAGCAGCCGCUCUGGGGAAUGCCUACAGAAUAUCCAAACUGCCCGACGGACUUUGAUGCGAGUGAGACGAUCUUCCUAUAAGUUGCGUACAGUCGCCUGCACUUCACCGGCGAUGUAACUUCUAGUGCUGUGAAAUAAUUAUGCAAGAGAACAAACCGGAUUGCUUGUACCUGCGAUAUCCCAAGGACAUAAUGUUUUCGUCUGUCCCUCGAUCGGGAUUUGUGGUCUUUUGCGUGAUUUUAGUCCUGGCUUGUUCCCUGUACCCUGUGCUGAAGACACUGUGUGUUCAGAUCCACUCUGCUGUCACAGGAAGCUAUGUGGCUGGAUAUCACUCUGUGCUGCUUGUCAACUGUCCCACAGAACAAACUGCUAGAGACAUCGGCAGGAGCAUCAUGGAAAAAAGGCUGGCAGCAUGCGUGAAUAUAUUUCCUCGCACUACCACUAUGUACUACUGGAAUGGAGAGAUACGGGAUACCUCAGAAAUACUGCUGCUUGUGAGGACAAGAACGUCUCUGGUGCAGAGACUUGUGGCUUAUAUAAAAGCUGUGCAUCCCUAUGACAUUCCAGAAAUAAUCAGUUUUCCUAUUGAUGAUGGAAGCCAGCAUUACUUGAAGUGGAUGGAAGAUGCAGUCACUGAUAUUUGACACAUCAGUGUCUGCAAUCCAGUGGAGAAGCUCUUCUUUUGGAAGCUCAAUAUACAGAAACAUUGAUGGGAUAUGGGAACAUGAGCACAAAUUCUCAGGUUAAUGGGAACCCUGGCCCACACAAUGAAUGUCUGUUAAUAUAAAGAUCAGCGUAUAGAUUUACUGGAUGAAUGUGUGGAAAGGGAUUUGUCUGAUGUGUUUUUACCAGUACUGUUACAUUUAUGCAUAUAGCAGAUGCUUUUAUCCAAAGUGGCUUACAAUAGGGGAACAAAACCAGCAAUAUUUAUAGUAGACAAUGCCAGGGUUAUUAGAUAGCUAGAUUUGCAAAGCAGAAGACAAUUACAG